Messenger RNA from Vitis vinifera (wine grape), 1838 nucleotides. RefSeq lists its product as uncharacterized. The record is from RefSeq and is a predicted model, not a curated record. The coding region runs from base 155 to 1630 and encodes 491 amino acids. The transcript has a single exon. NCBI's taxonomy places the organism in Eukaryota, Viridiplantae, Streptophyta, Magnoliopsida, Vitales, Vitaceae.
AAGAUGCCCCUCACUGUAAUUGGUUGAUGGGGUGAUAUUGGGCUAUCAGAUUGCGUUACCGCUCUAUUGCAUCCAGGGUUCUUUUGACUUGAGUUUCCAUUGGCCAAGAGUCUCUGCAAGUCGCACAAUCCAAAUCUCUUGGCAGCCGUCGGUGAUGGAGGCUGCAUCAUCCGUUACGAGGAGCUUCGUUGCAACUUCAAACCCACCAAGAGUAUCCAUUACCAGCCCAAUAGCCUCCAACCCAGCAUGGUGUUCCACCCCUGCAAACAUGUUCCCUCUUUACGCCUCCUCCACUAACUUCUUCGCUAUCUUGCCUACCCCUCACCCUAACCCCAGAAACUGUGCGCUUUAUCUCACUCGAUGUUCUACAAGACCAGACACAACCGACAAAAAUUCUACUGUUGGACCCAGUUCAAAUUCAAAUUCUAAUUCGAAACCCCAAGAUUCAGCCGCCCCCGCUUCGAAUGAAUCCCUUUCUUCUGCUGCUGCUGCUGCUUCUUCAUCUUCUAGGGGUUUGGUGUUUGAUUUGGGUCCCUCAAACUCAUGGGACAGUGCCCAAAUCGGGUCACCGGUGGUGAAGAGAUUUCUCAGUGACGAUGAGGAGAGGUGGUACAUGUGGUACCAUGGGGCGUCCAAUGAAAAUUCGGCUUCGGAUUCCAUCGGUUUGGCGGUUUCGAGCAAUGGGGUUCAUUGGGAGCGAGGCGGUGGUCCAGUUAGGUCGGGUGGGGAUGUGGGAUUGGUGAUGAAUUGUGGGAAAGACUGGUGGGCGUUCGAUACAAUGAGCAUUAGGCCUUCUGAUGUCGUCAUCAUGUCCAGCAACAGGGUUAGAGGUUCUAGUGCUGUGUACUGGCUUUACUAUACUGGGUAUAGUUCGGAAAAGGUGGUGUUUUUGGAUGAUUCUUUGGAGUUGUAUUUAGAAAACCCAGAAAGGGCUGGCGCUGAGAAUGGGGAGAAUGGUGGAAUUGGCAAGAUUUUCAAGUCUUUGCCGGGGUUGGCCAUCAGCCAAGAUGGGAGGCACUGGGCUAGAAUUGAAGGGGAGCAUCACACCGGAGCUCUGUUUGAUGUGGGAUUGGAAAACGAGUGGGAUUCCAUGUACAUUGCCUCACCGCAGGUUGUUUUCCAUGGAAACGGUGAUCUCAGGAUGUAUUAUCACUCUUUUGAUGUGGAAAAUGGGCAGUUUGCUAUUGGAAUAGCAAGGUCAAAAGAUGGGAUUAGAUGGGUGAAGUUGGGGAAGAUAAUGGGAGGAGGAAUAAGUGGUAGUUUUGAUGAGUCAGGGGUGGUGAAGGCUUGUGUGGUGAAAAACCGGAGGGAUGGGAAGUACGUGAUGGCAUAUGAAGGUGUUGAUGGCAAUGGGAGGAGGAGUAUUGGAUUGGCAGUGUCUCCAGAUGGGUUGAAGGAGUGGAGGAGGUCUCAGGAUGAGGCAGUUUUGAUGCCAGCAGAGGAUGAUGGAUGGGAUAAUAAAGGAGUGGGAUCCCCAUGUUUAGUGCAGAUGGAUGGGGAUGGGGAUGGGGGUGAGUGGAGAUUAUAUUACAGGGGCAUUGGCCAGGGGGGGAGGACAGGUAUUGGAAUGGCAGUUUGUGAAGGAAGUGAUAGAAGGAGAUUUAGAAAAUGGACAGGAUUUCAUCUGUAAAAUGGAUAGGCACUGGUGGGUUCUUUUGCUAGUAGUACGUCAGCACCGAGGCAUCAUAUAUUUUCUGCAGUAUGAAUCCGCCUGUCUUUGUCGUCUAGUUGCAAAAUCAAUAACCAUUCAUGAGUGUGCCACUGUUUUUGACAUUGAUAAACAUGAGAUUAGGUUUGUGGUUUGCUUCUUAAUUCUUAUGACUUGAAACUUUUCACUC